AUGAGCUUGAUUAUUUGGCUUCUAUUAGGAGCAGCCUUGUCUACAAAAUUAAAUCCUGAUAGAUCUAAAAUACUAUUUCACAGAACAUCAUUAGGACUACAAUUAGAUGCAAAAGUGUCUGAGCCUGAACGCUUCCAAAACAUCAUCAGAGAAAUCAAAGAUGAACUAGGAACUACAAUUUAUUCGCAAGACCUAAACAAAGGUUCUGAGAACUCAUCAAAGCCCCAAAUUCAGCCAAUUAUAGAAACCCCACCCUCUGAUAUCAAAUUUAAUGACAAUUUUUAUUAUUAUUCUUUUUUUGCCUCUAUAGGUAUAAUAUGCGUUAUUGGUGGAGUUUACAUUUACAAGAAAAGAUCUUUGCAUAAUUUAUAUAAAUUAUAG
Blepharisma stoltei is the source of this 381-nucleotide messenger RNA. The record is from the annotation of a GenBank genome assembly. Lineage: Eukaryota; Ciliophora; Heterotrichea; Heterotrichida; Blepharismidae.